Messenger RNA from Phascolarctos cinereus (koala), 2382 nucleotides. RefSeq names its product zinc finger protein 330 (gene NOAZFP). NCBI's taxonomy places the organism in Eukaryota, Metazoa, Chordata, Mammalia, Diprotodontia, Phascolarctidae. Gene Ontology annotation, cellular component: nucleus. The record is from RefSeq and is a predicted model, not a curated record. Gene Ontology annotation, molecular function: zinc ion binding.
GCCAUCGUCGCCGGCCCCGGGGGAGGUCGUGUCCACGCUGCGGGGUGUGGGGGCCCCCCGGGUCAUCCCCGCCUCCAGCCCCGGCCACAGUCGGAGGCUAGUCCCAAGGUUUAGGGGAAGGGAGCGACCCCCCAUUCCCCGGAUGAGGAAACUGAGGCCCGGAGAGGGGAAGUGACUUCCUCAAGGUCACACCACUGUCCAGGUGGCAGAGCAGGAUUCGAAUCCGAGGCCCUUCGACUGCCCAAGCUCCGCAUUCUUCUCUGUCUGGCGAGUUCCGCGUUCUUCAGAAAGUAGGCAAAAAUGCCUAAAAAAAAGACUGGUGCGAGGAAGAAGGCUGAAAACCGUCGAGAACGUGAAAAACAGCUGAGAGCAGCAAGAGGCAAUAUCGAUUUAGCUAAACAUCCAUGUAACGCUUCAAUGGAAUGUGAUAAAUGUCAGAGACGACAGAAGAAUAGAGCAUUUUGUUACUUUUGUAAUUCUGUGCAGAAGUUGCCCCUGUGCGCACAAUGUGGAAAAGCAAAAUGUAUGAUGAAAUCUUCAGAUUGUGUCAUAAAGCAUGCUGGUGUAUAUAGUACUGGCCUUGCAAUGGUGGGUGCUAUCUGUGAUUUCUGUGAAGCUUGGGUUUGCCAUGGGAGGAAAUGUCUGAGCACACAUGCUUGUACCUGUCCUCUUACUGAUGCAGAAUGUGUUGAAUGUGAAAGAGGUGUAUGGGACCAUGGAGGCAGAAUAUUUAGCUGCUCUUUUUGCCAUAACUUCUUGUGUGAAGAUGAUCAAUUUGAACAUCAAGCCAGCUGCCAGGUUUUGGAGGCAGAAACAUUUAAAUGUGUUUCCUGUAAUCGGCUGGGACAGCACUCCUGCCUCCGCUGUAAGGCUUGUUUCUGUGAUGAUCAUACAAGGAGCAAAGUGUUUAAGCAAGAAAAAGGAAAAGAGCCUCCAUGUCCUAAAUGUGGACACGAAACUCAAGAAACUAAGGAUCUGAGCAUGUCAACACGCUCCUUGAAGUUUGGCCGGCAAACUGGAGGUGAAGAAGCAGAUGGAGCUUCUGGGUAUGAUGCCUAUUGGAAGAAUCUUGCAUCAGGAAAGUAUGGAGAUACAGGAUACCAGGAAGAAGAAGAUGAUGACUAUGAAGCAGAAGAGGAUGAUGAGGAAGAGGAUGAAGGAGGAAAAGAUUCAGAUGCAGAAACCACGGAUCUAUUCACCAAUUUAAAUUUAGGAAGGACCUAUGCCAGUGGCUACGCUCACUAUGAGGAGCCUGAAGACUAAGAAUUACAUGUCUUGCACAUGGGUGGCAUAAUACGUGACAGGAGCACAUGCUUGUGUGUGUAUGUGUGUGUGUGUAUGUGUGUGUGUGGUGAAUUGUGUAUAUGCAGUUUUCAAAAGCAGUAGUUAGGUCUUGUGCUAAAGGGUAGCCAUACUUAUUAAGGGGAAAAGGGGCAUAGGUCUUCUGUAGAAAAUGCAAGAUCAGACUUGUAGCACAAGGAAAAUGAGUUGAGAGAAAAAUGAUUAUUCUUACUCACCCAAGUAUUGAGGCAUCAUGGAUGAGGUUAUUCCUGAUUAUUAUCUUAUGGCUUCACAACAGAACUGGGAAUAUGGGAAUGGUAGUAUAGGAAGAUAAUUGUAUUUGUUGGAAAUUAAAUUUUCAUUUUUCUUAAUGGUAUCUAAUUCCAUGUUGUUAUUUCACAAGCUGUGUUAUUAACAGAAAUUCAUUAAUGUAUUUUCCUCAUGUCAAUAGAUGCCAGAGUUCUGGUAUAUAAUAUAUAUUCUGAAAUAUCAUUAAAUAUUCAUGUUGUCUUAAUUUUUGAAUUGGCCUUACUUUUUACAUUAUGCAUGUCAUAGUUCAUUAGGGGUAGGAUACUGUUGAAAUUAAAGUAGCCUAGACCUAUUUUUCUAUUUUUGACAAUGUAUUUCUUUAAUGUUUCCAUGGAACUAGGAUCUCAUCCAAAUGGGUAUUCCUUUCAUCAGUGAAAACAGCAGUGCAUAGAGGCCUUAUUUUUUCAGCAUGGUCACUAGGUGGUGCAGUGGUUAGAACACUGGCCUUGGAGUCAGGAUUAAUCCUGUUUAAAUCCUGCCUCGAACGUUUCCCAGCUACUUGACGCUGGGCAAGUCACUUAACAUCUCAACCUCAAGAAACCGUGUCUGCAAAAUUGGGGUAAUAGUACCUACCUCCUGUUGGUUGUUGUGAGGAUCCCAUGAGAUGAUCUGUAUGUAAAGGGCUAUAUAAAUGUUAUCUAUAAUGAUGAUGAUUUCCUGGAUACAGAUACAGCCUUUGAACUUUGUUAUCCCAUGCACUUUUUAUGUGAGCAAUUCUACAUUAUUUCCAAUCAUAAAGGCCUUUUGUUGAUGUCACUGUCAUUUAUUGCAUAAAGGUCAUUAUUGAAAAUA